AAGAAAUGGUCGCACCAGUUCUCUAAUAUAAAAGCCAGCUUAAGAGUGGGCAAGAGACAGAGAGACACACACACACACACACACAGAGAGUGCCAAAGAUGAGUUUGAGUUGCGCGAUGAAGGCCGCUCCGAUUUUCUUCUUGAUGUUCCUUUCGACCUUAGUUUCUGCGAAGUCCCGCGAUGUGACUGAGUUGCAGAUUGGUGUGAAGUAUAAGCCAGAUUCUUGUGACAUUCAGGCUCGCAAAGGCGAUAAAAUCAAAGUACACUAUAGAGGAACACUCACUGAUGGAACUGUUUUUGAUUCGAGUUUCGAAAGGGGCACCCCAAUUGAGUUUGAGCUUGGAACCGGUCAAGUAAUAAAAGGGUGGGACCAAGGGUUGCUGGGAGCAUGUGUAGGUGAGAAGCGGAAGUUGAAAAUACCUGCAAAACUUGGUUAUGGGGACCAAGGUUCGCCACCAACCAUCCCAGGUGGUGCAACGUUAAUAUUUGAAACAGAGCUUGUUGCAGUGAAUGGGAAAAAGUCCAGUGGAGGAGAAGCAAAUGAUGCUGAGCUGUGAACAGAGGAUUAAUGGUUUAGCCAAAGUUUUAUGUGACUCUGUUAUCUUAAAACAAUGAUUUUUACUUUGCUUUCAGAACGUAGAAAACAUUUGGUUUUGAAUCUUAAAAAUUAAAACAGGGUCUCUGUAUUUUGAGAUAGAAUAUUUAUAAUGCAAGUCUUUUCAUUUUCUCUUA
This is a messenger RNA of Alnus glutinosa, 732 nucleotides long. Its product is annotated as peptidyl-prolyl cis-trans isomerase FKBP15-1-like. Gene Ontology annotation, biological process: protein peptidyl-prolyl isomerization. The transcript has 6 exons. Lineage: Eukaryota; Viridiplantae; Streptophyta; Magnoliopsida; Fagales; Betulaceae. Gene Ontology annotation, molecular function: peptidyl-prolyl cis-trans isomerase activity. Bases 99 to 557 code for a protein of 152 amino acids. The record is from RefSeq and is a predicted model, not a curated record.